AUCACUCUUCCAUUUGUGACUGACAGUUCGCAUGCCUGUGCACCCGCCCUCAUCUCGGUGUUUGACACUGCCCCUUCACUUGCGGCUGGCAGCCGGCGUCGGCAUCGGCAUGCCCGUGUGCCCCCCGGUCCCUUAUGUGCACUGCGUUGUCGAUCAUUCCUGUAAUGACACGUGCAGAAUGUGGGCAACCUAUAUAUGCUGGGUUUCUUUGGAGUUCCCUGGACCCAUAUCCAUAUUCAUCUCGCACACUCACACUCAUCCAAAAAAUACAAUGAAGCUCUUUCUCUAUGCGUACACUGGGCUGGCUGUUUUCAGUUCGGCAUUCGCAGCUGCGAUACCGAAGACACACUUGGUCAACGUCGGGCCUAACGGCCAACUUGUGUACGACCCCCCUUUUAUCUCCGCGAACAAAGGAGACGUGGUGAAAUUCAUAUUCCAUCCGAAGAACCAUACAGUGACCGAAUCCUCGUUCGACUUCCCAUGUUCGAAACUCAGGGACUCGCAUGGACGUAACGUCGGGUUUGACUCAGGCUUCCAGCCCGUAAACCCCAUCCACCCCGUGGAGAAGAUCGUCUCUGUCCGUGUCUUGACGAAAGACCCGUUGUGGUUCUACUGCCGCCAGACCGGCCAUUGCAGCAAAGGCAUGGUGUUCGCGAUCAACCCCCCUACGAGGGGAGCUCAUACCUUCGAUGCGUUCAAGAAGAAGGCGCUUGCUACGGCUGGUGGUAAACGGGAUGACGAGGAUACCGAUAUCGAGAUACCUCAUUUAGGCCCACUUAUUGACUAA
Cantharellus anzutake is the source of this 787-nucleotide messenger RNA. Its product is annotated as Cupredoxin. The record is from RefSeq and is a predicted model, not a curated record. Lineage: Eukaryota; Fungi; Basidiomycota; Agaricomycetes; Cantharellales; Hydnaceae. The transcript has 4 exons. The coding region runs from base 179 to 787 and encodes 202 amino acids.